Ceutorhynchus assimilis (cabbage seed weevil) is the source of this 1513-nucleotide messenger RNA. The record is from the annotation of a GenBank genome assembly. Lineage: Eukaryota; Metazoa; Arthropoda; Insecta; Coleoptera; Curculionidae.
GCAAGUUUCCACGUGUAACUUAUAAUAAUGUAAAAUAGAUUUUUAAAAGAAUUUUAAUAAUAAAUGUGGAUAAUUAGUGUUUGUUUGGAUUAUAGUUUCCAUGGCGAUUUCUAACGAGUUAAUACGAAAAGAAUAAGACAGUUUCAAAGAUGUAAACUGUAAAUACAUUUUCAAUAAACCUACGACUCUUUAUGUGGAUUCUCCAUAAUUUCAAAGACCUCAAAGAUAAAUAAUAAAUAAGCACUUUUCUCCUCAUUAAACUUGCCAACCAAUAUUUCCACAAUUCAUUGUCUUAAAUUCUCGUUCAAUCUGGGAAAUUGUAUGGAAAACGAGGGCAUAGUCCCAAUAAGCAACGGAGUCAUAGAGUUCAAUAUGGACACCAAAGCGAUCGACAUUUACUUUUUCCCACCGAGUCCACCUUCUAGAGCGGUUCUGAUGCUAAUGAAAGCUUUAAAUUUAGAGCACAACGUUAAAACCACCAAUCUUAUGGCUGGCGAUCAUAUGAAACCGGAAUUUUUAAAGAUGAAUCCAUUACAUACUAUUCCGGUGAUCAACGAUAACGGUUUCACGCUCUAUGACAGUCACGUAAUAAUGAAGUACUUGGUAGACCAGUACGCCAAAGACGACGCGUUAUUCCCGAAAGAUCCGAAAAAAAGCGCUUUGGUCAAUUUGCGUUGCCAAUUCAGCGGCAACUAUUUGUUUACCAAAUUCAGGGAUUAUGUGAUGCCUACGGUACAAUCAGGUCAAGUACCUUCGGAUCAAAGUUUGAAAGAGCUCGAAGAUGUUCUACAGUUGUUGAACAGUUUUUUGGAAAACCAAAUGUAUGUGGCGGGUGAAAAUUUGACAGUUGCCGAUUUUUCCAUUAUAACUAUCAUCACGACAAUUGACGCUUGCGGUUGUCUCGACAUAACGCAGUACCACAAUGUCUGGCUGUGGUACCAGAGAACCAAAAACGCCAUGAAAGGAUUCGGCUACGAGGAAGUGAACCAGACGGGAGCCAACGCUUUCGGUCAAAUAAUGCAACAAAUAACUAUUUUAUCUAUAAUACUUCUUUCAUUAAAAUUUGUAUGCUCUGAGAAUAUUGAUGUGACUACUCCUUUGUCACAAGCUCCAACAACUUCUACUCCAGAAAAACUACCAAAAACCGAAGACAAUGUAAUUUUAAACGCAAUGGAAAGCUACUUGACCGAAACCAAAAAACCAGAUCCACCUCAGACUCAACUGCAAACCGGUUACAUGUACCCAAUUUAUCCAACUGGAUAUUUUUAUCCAGGAGCAAGUAACGCAGUGGCUCCACCGAUAAGCCAGGAAGUGAAAAGCUACAACUAUUUUUCGACAGUUUUACCAGCAGCGCAAGCCCUGGACAAAGAAACAAUGAGAUCCCUAAUGACUCCAGAAAAAAUCGCCUCAGCUGCAGCUCUGGUUCAGGACGCCAUAGGAAAAUAUCAGCGACUGCAACGUGAAGUGGGACAAUAAUUUUUUGUUAAAAUAGAAGCAAUAUUUUAUUAGGAUU